This is a messenger RNA of Saccostrea cuccullata (small rock oyster), 3946 nucleotides long. RefSeq lists its product as uncharacterized. Gene Ontology annotation, molecular function: cysteine-type deubiquitinase activity. The transcript is spliced from 34 exons. Gene Ontology annotation, biological process: protein deubiquitination. The record is from RefSeq and is a predicted model, not a curated record. The coding region runs from base 81 to 3506 and encodes 1141 amino acids. Lineage: Eukaryota; Metazoa; Mollusca; Bivalvia; Ostreida; Ostreidae.
GAAUAAUCAAGAAGAGGUAACACGAUUUUGUUGAAUAUAUUUCUAAGAGAAAUCGGAGACUGACAAAUUAAGAAAAUAACAUGCCACGGUGUUGGCAUUGUUUCGCAGAUAUAAUUACCGGACUGGAGUGUGGUGAUAUACAGAUUAAAGAAAAGGAUGGACAGUUGGGACAGCCAAUUCAUGGAGAAAGAGCAAUGCUUUCAAUUCGUGGUUCCAGUCGAUGUGAAGUUCAAGGAUGCAAACGGAAAGCAAGGUUCGAAAUGUCAGGAUGUAUGCAUGACGUCUGUGGUUUCUGUCUGAAAUCAAUGGAUGUUAUUGUCAAUUUUGAAAAGCAUGAAAUCCAGAAUGCAUUUGCCUGCCCGGUGUGUGUCAGCACAAGAGGAAACACUUGGUUAUCUACAUGUAGCAUAAGAUGGAUGGAGAAAAUUGAUGUUUACAAAUUUUUAAUUGCAAAGAAUAUUUGCAUCUGUUGUUUUCAAAUUAAGACAUUUGGUUUAUUCCCGUGCAACCAUAAUAUUUGUUGCCUUUGCCUGAAAAAAAUACUUAGCCAUUCUGAAGAAUACAUUUGCAUUUUGGAGGACUGUCAUGUAAAAUUCAAUCUCUCAGAGUUGAUGGAAAUGUACGAAAAUUCCAUUUCGGAAACGAGUAGGAAAAUAUUUGCAUACCCAGGAAUAUAUUGCUCGGUGACAAGCUGUUCGAAUUUGCCCCUCCUCAGACUUAGAGAUUGUAUCCACAAUUUAUGUUGGGAAUGCGUUCCAAAGAAAAUACUAUCUGUAGAUAUUAAUGAAAAUGAAUGCCAGAAGUGUCCUGUGACGGGUUGUCAGAAUUCUUUUCCUUUGGAUUGUUUAAACCAUCGUGUGAAUCAACUUCUGUCAUCCAUGCAGCUGGCAACACUAUUUGUAGUACCAGAUACACUUUCUGACUGUUUUAGAUGUUCAACUUUUAAAUAUGAGGUUUCAGUUAUAAUAAGGCACUGUGAUCACAAAAUAUGCGUCUCCUGCUUUGAAAAGUACAUCCUGGAAGCUGAAAAUAGAAGACAAGCAAGGUAUCUCGACCUGCCAAUGGAGAUGAAAAAGUGCUACCAAUCUUUUUGUGACAAGGAAAUUCCUACCGUGUGCCUCAAAGCUAUGCACAUGGCAAUAAAAGGAGAUCCAAUUGCUGUAGCAAUGUACCUACAAAUUCCAAAAGGAAAAGGAAACUGUUCAUCUUGUGACUCGGAGGAGGUUUUUAUUGAACUAACUGUCUGCAAUCAUAAUGCAUGUAAACCUUGCACGAUGAAAAUGUACGACAACUCCAACGAGUACGGACUUGCUACCUGUAGCGUUUCACUUUGUUCGCAACGUUUUCCUGUACUGUGUUUGAAAGCCGUACUUGACGAUCAAGGAAUUCUGAAGAAUAAUAUCAAUUACUUUGAGGAGCUGACUAAGAAAGAUGAAAACACGAUUACGAUUCCGGAAACUCCAUAUGACUGCUCAGAUGCAUGUAAGUGGGAUGCUUCAGAAGGACGUAUAAGUAAACAUACGGAAAAAGACAGAAUAAGCCACUUGCUUUGUCCAUCAUAUGGUGAAAGAUUGAAUUGCAGUUAUUGUCCAACAAAGGCGGUUAUAAAGUUCUCUCAAUGUUUCCAUGGUUGGUGUUUACGGUGCCUUAAAUUCUUGGUUAAAACUGAAAAAGAUGACAAAUUGCAUUGUAAAAACUGCUCAUCAUAUGGAAGCCUUGGGAAUGCAAAACGAUUCAUCAGGAACUGUGAAAAUGAUGGACUAUUGGUUCCAUCGUAUCUUAAACCAGUUAGUGGAUCUACACCAUGUGUCCUUUGUAAAAAGAGGGAAGCAAUCCUUGAGGAACUUGACUGCGGACACAGGUUUUGUGAUUCCUGUUUAUACUUCAGCAUAAAUCUUAAACUGAUGUUUUUAAAAUGUCCAGUUUUAGAAUGUCAGUGUAUAGAAAGUUAUAAAGGAAAUAGAGAGGAUGAUUACAGUUCUAAGAUUGAAAAAAAUAAAUGUGCUUGCUGUUCAAGAAAAGAGAAGGCAGUGGAAAAGAUGGGAUGUGGCCAUGCUUCCUGCAAGGACUGUGUACAGCGUGUUUUUCCAUGUCAAAUUAUAAACUGCCAAAGCUUUAUUGAUAGUGCAUCCUCAGAAUUCUUGGCAAAGCACUUAAACAGUGAUAAGGACACAAUUUUUAUCAGUAAGCAAAUGAAACCAAAAAGUGACUGCUGUGUAUGUUCAGGGGACCGGAGAGGAAGCAAGAUUGAACAGGUUUGGCAGAUAAGAAGAUGCAAUCAUACCAUUUGCAAUGAUUGCUUUACAAAACUGCUAGAAAAAAGCAAGGGGACUGGGAUAGCUACUUGCCCCUCAAGAGACUGUUUGGAACUUUUUUUUACACCUACAUUAACCCUUUUGAAUGAUUUGGAUUCAAAAGCACAGAUGAAAGAAAAUCACAUGGGAAAUAAUGCCUCCAAAGAAAACCAUAAAUCUGCAGUUAUUCUGUAUAAAAGAGAAGCUAGCUCAAAUAGCGUUCAGCAAUUUAGAACGAUGGUCAUGAGCUAUUCAUUCCAAUCUUCAAAAAUUGCGAAACGUAGUGUCACGCAAAAUGGAUUACCAAACCUAGGUUUAACUUGCUAUAGAAACAGUGUGCUUCAGGUUCUAGCAGAGACUCCAAGUUUCUUCUCGCAAAUGAAAGACAUGAAUAAACAAACGGAGGAAAAUUGGACAUUUACUCUUUGUGAAAUUCUUUGGCGAGUGAUUACUGAGAGCUCAUCAAAAAGUGAGAUCGAAGAUUGGCUUCUCCGAUUUCAAGCUGAAUUUGACAUUAUCAAUAAUUCAUUUGUGGAGUAUACACAACAUGAUAGCCUUUCAUUCCUUACUAGUGUAUUGAGUGGAAUUGCUGAGGAAGCUGAAAAGGAAAAGAAUAAAAGAAGUAGGAUCGAUCCCACUAACAUAUUUAGAGGUGAACUACACGAUCAAUACACUUGUUGCAAGUGCAAAAGGAAAGAGUAUCACGGAGAAAGCAGUUUUUACUCAUUGCCAUUACCUACCGUGAUAAACAAUGAUCCCAAAAUUGGCGAAUGUUUGUACCAGUUUCUAGCAAGUGAAACACUGACAGAUAUAUUCCCUUGUUCAUAUUGUAAACAUCGCACUGUACUAAAAGAGAUACAGAUAAAGAAGUAUCCAGAUGUCUUAGUUUUGCAGCUUGGAAUGAUAUCCGAGAUAAGGGAGCAUUUUGAAAAAGUUCAUAGAAAUCCAAGGUUUUGGGAGACUUUUGCUGGGCUUUCAAAUAAUAUUCACCUUUCCAAAAUAAAGAAGGCAGAGUUUUUAAAGUACAAAUUAUAUGCUGUAAUAGUCCAUAUUGGAGGAUUAACAGGUGGCCAUUACUACGCCUACGUCAAGAAAAUGCAGGAUAAAAAGUGGGAAUGUCGAGAUGACAGUUAUGUUCGAAAAGUUGGGCUGAAGGAAGUUCUUCAAAGUGAUGCUUAUAUUUUGUUUUAUCAUAAAAUUGAGGUUUCAUAAGUGAUAUUUAUAUCAGAUUUUGCCAUGGUAUAUAUUAUGUAAUAAUACCGUCGUAUACAUACAUAUAAUCAUAAUGUACUAACUAAUAAAAUGACAAAAGUGCUUCAGUGCCUUUGAUAGAAACUACUUUUCAUUACAUUACCUCUUCCUCUCUCUAUAUGUGUGUGUAAACAAUGUAAGAUUAUGGGUGCAUCUGCUUGUGCGCCCACGAGCGUUUUAGUGUAUAAUAUAUAUAUUUGUGUUCGAUUGAUCGCCAUGUUAAAUUCACUUAGAUCGGUUUCCAAUUACAGGUACAUGUCAGAUGCAUAAUAAAAAUUGUUAUUUGUUUGUCAUAAAAGAUGUAGUAAAUUGAAUUAAAUAGUUAAUUUAACAUGUUCAAUUCAUGCAUAAUUAUUAAUAUAUUUUAUAUUCUAGUAUCAUAUUUCUUGUUUAUAUUUCCA